AUGUCAGGCGACACACACCACUGCUCCUUCGUCCUGCUUGCCGACUUCGAUAUUGAUCGCGGUGCGCAGCUCACUUACCAGUUCCCGCAGCCAUUGGGAACCGAUGAAGGCCUCCUUGCGAACCUGAUGUUGCCAGACGGCGCCGAGAAGCAGCCGGAAGACUGGACGAUCUUUUUUCUCAACCAGACGCCAUUCAACACCAUCGCACCCGUGCUCGCGCUCGAAACGCCAGACGGUCGAAGCGCAUCGAGCGUAGACGUCGACGCGGAUGACGCGGAGGAUGCACAACCUGAGCUGCUGUACGUGUUGAACCUGGUGCGGACGAAGCUGGAUAAGACGGCGCGUAGAGGCGCGGUGGUGAAGGCUAUGGCUAUAUGCACUCGGCAUUCCUUCAUUCAAGUAUUCAAGCCUGUUCUAUUGAUGGCGCUGGAUGAUUACUUUGCUAACCCAUCCCAAGACUGCCUCGCACGCCUAUUCGACGCCAUCAACACCAUGGACAUUUCCCUUGCUCCGGUCCUCACCCGGCACGAGAAGAUGAUCAUGCGCACUUCCGAGCGCAAGGACGUCUUCAUCGAGAAGUUCGACGACUAUCUACAGGAAGUACUCGGCGACCCGGGCACCGCGACGCAGCAGACAAUGCCCAACGCGAUUUUGGGUCAUCGCACGAGCCCGUCCAUUGACUCGCAGACGAGCUCGGAUUUGGAGUCAUUGACACGUAGCGAGAAGCCCGAACGGACACGCAGCGUGCGGAGGUCGGAGAGCGUGCGGGGGGUCGGCCAGACGCGGAGCCAGCCCUCUCCAUCCGAGGCGUCUUUCUCCCUGGACGGCAGCGCGGUCUGGGUAAACAGCGAAAGCGGGGCCGACCAGUCCGGCACCAGUACUAGCAAUAGCGCUCCUAACGGAAGUCACGUCCGUAGCAGGCCGUCCAUUGAGACGUCAUCUUCUUCAUCCCACGGCCCGAGUGGGAGACGAGAGGAGCCCCUGGCAGCGCCAAAUCCUGCCAACAUUGCCAUAUCCCUACUCAAAGACUCACACUUCUUCCCUGCUAUGGUCGACUUUAACGACCAUCAUCUGCCGAUCAAGAUACCCCUCUCUACCUUCCCCGAAGAAGUCGGCGAUUACUCCCUCAUACAGCUUGUCCAGACAUUCUCUGCAUCAACAGCGAGCCUCAGCGGCCCGCUUCACCCACAUCUGCACACAAACGGAUCUCUCACACCUCCCAUCGUUGUCCUUUUUAAUGCGUUGGUUACGGCGAAGCGGAUCAUCUUCUUGGGACACCAUAGACCUGCCGGACAAGUGUCAAGCUAUGUCCUCUCUGCUUGCGCACUAGGGUCUGGCUGCGGCCUCGUCCUGCGAGGUUUCAUCAAACGUGCAUUCCCGUAUGCCAAUUUGACCAAUCGUGAGGAGUGGGAAUCUAUUCCGGGCUAUAUUGCUGGGGUGACCAAUCCCAUCUUCGAAGCGUCCGGAUCUUGGGACCUUCUCUGUGACGUUGGUUCGGGACGCAUGGUCGUGUCUAAGGAUAUUCACAUCACCUAUCCCGCCAAUCCCGUGCUCGCGCAAAGCCAGCUAAUCAUCCGCACAGGGACUGUACGUGCGGAGGGUUCUGUUGGCACCGACGAAGAACCCAUCCGUCCGAGUCGGGAUGGUGGUCCUCUGCCGAGGGCGGAUCAUCCGAGCAGGGCAGACAGCCCAGACAACCUCUUCAUGGAAGAUAUACUGUCAGCGAUAUCAUCUCACUACGGGGAGGCGCAUGUCCGCGCUCGCUUCGCUGAGUACGCGAUGCGUUUCGUACGGCUCGCAGCGCGAUACGAGGAAGAUACGAUGGGUUCGACCGUGAUCGGCUUUCCUAGUUCCACCUACUCGGAGCAUCCGGGCGAGCCCCCACGCUUGGGCGGUGGCAUUGGCUUCGUUGACGAGAUCACCUGCUCGCGAGAGCUUGCUUUCAACGCGAGUAGGAUUGAGGCUUGGCGAAGGACAGAGAGUUACACGCUGUACCAGCUUGACUUCCGGAAGAUGUUGGCCACGGAUCCCAUCGAGGGCUUCGACGUGAUUCAUCAGUUAUGGCGCCUUCGCCAUGCGAAGAGGAUGCCUGACGGGGAGGCGGAGCUCAUUAUGUCUACGCUUGCUGACAAUGUCCGGACAUACGACCAAAUUACGCAGCUGCUGUCGGUAAUGCCACCCCAUCACAACGGCUUGCUGCCUCUUAGCUUCGGCCUCUUCCACCAGCAAGAGACCGUGCGAGAUUUAACGAUCAAUAUCUUCAACCAGCUGCGCGUAUAUCCGAUUGGUGUCCAGUUCCUGCAAGCGCUCAAUCCCUUCCAGCGCUAUGCCUAUGUCAGACAGGCUCAUGCAAGAGAGGCUCGUCUCAACAAGGAGCACAACUCGCUGGCUAUCCCACCCGCCUCCCAUAUAUCGCGCACGCCCUCUCACCGGAGUGAUUCAAGCGUCGUAAUGGCAUAG
Molecule: messenger RNA, 2460 nt
Organism: Laetiporus sulphureus 93-53
Lineage: Eukaryota; Fungi; Basidiomycota; Agaricomycetes; Polyporales; Laetiporaceae
Product: spindle pole body interacting protein
Exons: 10
Coding region: 1-2460 (819 amino acids)
Biological process (GO): actin cortical patch localization
Cellular component (GO): plasma membrane
Source: RefSeq, a predicted model, not a curated record